UAUCUUUAUGAUUUAUGAUUUUGACUUGGAAUGAGUGCGCAUUUUGAGAGCUGGGCAUCCUCCAACAGGGAGCGCUGGCCAGCCUCGGGAGGAAGACUCGUGGUAGAAGACCCGGGGCUUACGGUAAUUACGUCAAGAAGGAAAGAAGCAGCGUUAGUAUGAAGAAGUGGAGUUGUAAUGUCAAGAAGUUUGAAUGCACCUACUGCAGCUAUUUCACCGUCACCUCCACUAACCUCAUGAACCACAUGCGAACCCACACAGGAGAAAAACCUUAUGCUUGUGCUCACUGCCCAUACCGUUCAACACAAAAGGGUAACCUGAGGACACACAUUAACAAACAUCACCAAAGUGCUUAUCAAGACUCUUCCUUAGGGAUUGAGGCAAGAAGAUCUGUUAGGAAAUCGGUGGCCACAACUACUGCCGUUUAUCUUCCCGCUAUUCCUUUCCCCAAUGCCAUCCCACAGCCUCUGACAGAAAAUGUUUUCAAGGUUCAGACUAACAAUGACAACAGGAAUCUUUCAGUAGCUCACCCUACUGGUAAAACAGGUGGGGAGAAGAGCUCAGCUUCUGGCAAAGAGACGCCUAGAAUUAGGGUUAAAGUUUUUGAUUGUGAAGGUGACUUGGGUAUCGCUCAGCCAGAAGUGUCUAAAGGGAGCAAAGCUGGUAAACAGAGUAGCUAUGGUUGUAAGAAAGCAAAUGCAGAAGGUGAAAAGGCUGUUGGACAGAAUCGUGGAAAAGUCCCAGGUAAUGGAGGAAGUGAUGUAUCUGCUGAUGGCCUUCUUUGUCAGAUUGAUAGUUCAGUCAGUGUCACUUGCCACUCUGGAGAUGAUCCUGCAGAAGAUGUAGAUACAAGCAAUUUACCACAAAUCACCAGUGUGAGAAGUGAAGCAGUAAAAUCAAGGCAAAAAUCUGUCAAUUGUGGAACCAUUGUGGCUAGUGUUGUAGAUGAUGCAGCUAAGUGUGGGGAUACAGGAGCUAGUUUAGAGGAUGAGGUAGCCAUUGCAGAAGGUAAGAAUCCAAGUUACAGGGAGGGGUCUGUGGUACAGGGGAAAAUAGGAUCAUGUUCAGAGAAAAAGAUAUCAGAUGAAGUUGAAAAGGAAAGUGAUAUAGAUGAUCCUGUAAGUUGCUUUGCACAGAAAAUGAGUAAACUGGGGUUAAAAGUUAAAAAGAUUUCAAAUGAACCAAACUCUGCUAAAAAGUCAGUAGACCAGAGUGAUUUAAAAGAAAAAGGCAAGUCAACAGAUGAGACAAAAAAAUCCACCGUGAGUAAAGGAACCCAAGAUGAAAAUGAUGCACUUAUAACAGUUACAAGUCAGCCAAAAACUUAGUCUUGAUUCUUAAAUUCAGACUUUUUUGGACACUGCAAAAACUUUAGUAAUACCACAAAUUUUAACACAUUAUUUUUAAUAUGUUUGCUGAAAGUGUGAAAGAAGUCAAUUGUAAAACUGUCAACUUCACAUUUGAAAUUUGUAGUCAGUGUAGUUCAUUGUGAAUCUUUAUAAUCAGAAAAUGUGAUAUUUUGAAUGCAGAUUUAAUAGUAAACAUAUAGAUUUUUCUUAAUUGAUAGAUCCCUGUUUAUAAAGAAUUGUAGUGAUUCAUCAUUAGUCACUGAUAUUUCAUCAUAAAAUCAUAUUAGAUGAAACUGGAUAAAAAGAUGGCAUUACUUGAGCACUUUUCUGUGUAAUAGUCUGCUCGUUACACAAGAUGAAAUUAUAAGAGAGCAGAUUCUUCUCUGUUUGAAUAAGUGUUAUUGUUAGUCACAUGUUUAAGCACGUAUGUGUUAGUGCACACACACAUGCUCACAUGCACACACACACAUGCUCACAUGCAC
This is a messenger RNA of Penaeus indicus, 1831 nucleotides long. Its product is annotated as zinc finger protein 513-like. Gene Ontology annotation, molecular function: DNA-binding transcription factor activity, RNA polymerase II-specific; RNA polymerase II cis-regulatory region sequence-specific DNA binding. Lineage: Eukaryota; Metazoa; Arthropoda; Malacostraca; Decapoda; Penaeidae. The record is from RefSeq and is a predicted model, not a curated record. The coding region runs from base 159 to 1328 and encodes 389 amino acids. Gene Ontology annotation, biological process: regulation of transcription by RNA polymerase II. Gene Ontology annotation, cellular component: transcription regulator complex; chromatin; PcG protein complex. The transcript has a single exon.